GUCUAUAUUACAUCUCGUUUAUGGUAUAAUAUAAGAUUCAUUCUCGUCACUCCAGCUCUGUAAAAUAGUGUUCGUAGAAGUGCUGGAGAGGAAUUUGUAUUGUGAAAUUAACAAAUUCGUGUGAACGGCGAUUAGUAAAAUCAGAAUAAUGUCCAAUUUUCUAUACAAUCUAAUUUUUAAAAAAUCCUCUACAUUCACAGUAGUAAUUUUAACAGGCGCUUUCUUCUUCGAACGAGCACUUGAUAUGGCGUCGGAUAAAAUAUUCUAUGCAGUUAACAAAGGAAGAUUGUGGAAAGAUAUUGAACCUCAGUAUUUGCAGAAGUGAAAAGUAUUUAUUGUAUUAGAUAUGUAUGUAUCUAUAUACAUAUAUAUGUAUGUA
Molecule: messenger RNA, 379 nt
Organism: Eufriesea mexicana
Lineage: Eukaryota; Metazoa; Arthropoda; Insecta; Hymenoptera; Apidae
Gene: ox
Product: ubiquinol-cytochrome C reductase complex subunit oxen
Exons: 2
Coding region: 149-325 (58 amino acids)
Biological process (GO): mitochondrial electron transport, ubiquinol to cytochrome c
Cellular component (GO): respiratory chain complex III
Source: RefSeq, a predicted model, not a curated record